Molecule: messenger RNA, 2256 nt
Organism: Oryza sativa Japonica Group (Japanese rice)
Lineage: Eukaryota; Viridiplantae; Streptophyta; Magnoliopsida; Poales; Poaceae
Biological process (GO): ubiquitin-dependent protein catabolic process
Cellular component (GO): endoplasmic reticulum
Molecular function (GO): ubiquitin protein ligase activity; metal ion binding; ubiquitin-like protein conjugating enzyme binding
Source: RefSeq, a predicted model, not a curated record
GUUACCAAAAAGUUCGGUUUUCAGUGGCAACCACCUCAUAGAACACCUAACUCGUGGCAACCACGAAGUUAGAAAACAUUUAAUAAAAAUAAGAUAUACAAGAAAAAAAAAUAAAAAACCAAGAAUUGGUAUUUAAUAUGAGUACAAUAAAUGGCCCCUAUAUAAUAACCUAAAUCUAAAUAUUCUAAAGUUAGAAAUCAUUAAUUCAUUUAUUUAAUAUACCCUACAUCUAAAUCUUCCAAAGUUAGAAGUAAUAAAUUCGCCCAACCCUAUAUAUUGGCCUCUAACCUCACUUCAUAGUCAUCAGUCAUCACUUCUUCCCAAGUAAAACCCCAAGAAGCGGCUAUUACUUCUCUCCCCUGUUCUUCUUCCUCCACAUUCCCAUUUCCUAAAAAAAAAAUCCCCAAAUCUCCACAUGAUUCCUCCGUAAUUCGGCGCGCCCUCUCAUGGCGUCCCUCGCCGAAUUCCCCCUCCCGGUGAUCUCUCCGACUUGCUGGAGCUAUCGGUAGCGGGAGGAAUCAAUCAAUCAAUCCCCCACGCUGGGUGGUUCUUGAGCAAGAACGGCUCGUCGCCGUGCCGAUCGAUCACGUCGGCCGCCGGGGAAAUCCUCUGGGGAUUUGUGGGUGGUUUUGGGCUAAAGAUUCCGUUUCUUUCGAGCCCUUUUGGUCUCGGGUGGAUCCGCUUAGCUUUGGUUCUUUUGCUGGUUGGGGGGCAUGGCGGCGGAGUCGUCGGCUGCUGCUGCUGCGGGCGGGGGCGAGAGGAGGGGCCCGAUGGAUCUGAACCUGUAUCUCGGCCUCCCUCCGCUGCCGCCGCCUCCGGGAAGGCUGGAUGUCGCCGCCGAUUACCCGUCGCUGCUGCUGAACUCCGCCGCCACGGUGGCGAACGAGCAAAGGGGCUCGGUGGUGGUGGCGGCACCGCCUCCGGCGGCGGCGGCGUACUCGCCGUCGAACGCGCUGUCAGCGCCGGAGCAGGUGCUGGUAGAUCCUGUUGCAGCGUGGCUUGUUGAUCCCGGUGAGCAGCAGCCGGUGCCGCCGCUCGAGACGCCAUCGUACAUGGCCAGGGCCUCGUCGACGCUGCCACAGAUUUUUGCUUGUGCAGCGUUGGAAAUGCUUGUGCAGACCGGUGGAGCAAUCCCACCUACUGGUCUUAUAAGGGGAGCAGAGAUUGCUGCUGCAAGCCGCCCUAUGACGCCGGAGAAUCGGCUGCGGAGGUUGAUCCAGGUGAGCGAUCAACACGGCGUCGGGAAUGGGAGGGCGGGGACUGGGCCAGUGAGCCGCAGCCGACGGGCGAAUAGCCCGGAAGCCGAUAAUCUGGCGCGGGCCAUCCAGAGGUCUCAUAAUUCUCUUGAGGCAUCAAGGAGGCAGAUGCUUGAUGGUGAUGGCAGUGAUGCCACCAAGAAGGAUGACGGUUGCGGAUGCAACGGCAGCUUCGAAUGCAAUAUCUGCUUUGAAUCAGCUAAAGAUCCUGUGGUUACCCCUUGUGGCCACCUCUUCUGCUGGCCUUGCAUAUACCAGUGGCUUCAUGGACAUUCAGAGCACUCUGAUUGCCCUGUCUGCAAGGGCGAGGUGCUCGAAGUAAACGUCACACCGAUUUAUGGAAGAGGAGGUGGCGAGGAGAACUCCUCCAGAAAUGAUAUCCAAAUCCCUCCCAGGCCGAGUGCGCAGAGGACCGAGAGCUUGAGGCAGCAGCUGCAAAGGCCAGACACAAGAGGAGGCAUUGCAAACAUGGUGAGGCGGUUGAUGCAAAACCAAGAUAUAGUGGUAGGCCAGGCGGCUUCAUCUGCACCCCGGCCAAGGGGUAGGGGUCGAAGGCAGGCAAGACAAGAUGCGCCUUCUGCACCAGCAACACAGCAGCAGGUGGUCAAUGCUGAUGCUGGGAGUGGCAAUCAGGCUCCUUUGCCACCUCCUGAUGCUAAUGGUGCUGCACCGGCUGCUGCUGUCGCUCCCCAACAGUCAUCAUCUGUGGAGCAAGCGUCGACUUCUAGCACCGUGGGUGUUAUAGCGGGAGGGCCAGCACAAGGUAGGAGGUCAAGAGUUUCUGAAUCCACCCCUGCAAGGAGGACAAGGAGGAGGCAUCAGUAGGUAACUUAGAGUUGUUACUGUAAUAGAACAUAUACACCAUGUUUCCUUGUAACCUUGAUCAUAUUUAGGCUCAUCCCAAAAUUAUGUAGAAUUGUGGAUGAAAUCUUUUCUUUUAUUUACCUUGUAUCCACCAUUUUACCUUAGGCAAAGGAAUAAAGAUUUCGAUUUCAAUAUA